Penicillium macrosclerotiorum is the source of this 948-nucleotide messenger RNA. RefSeq names its product Zn(II)2Cys6 transcription factor. Gene Ontology annotation, biological process: DNA-templated transcription; regulation of DNA-templated transcription. Gene Ontology annotation, cellular component: nucleus. The transcript is spliced from 2 exons. NCBI's taxonomy places the organism in Eukaryota, Fungi, Ascomycota, Eurotiomycetes, Eurotiales, Aspergillaceae. The record is from RefSeq and is a predicted model, not a curated record. Gene Ontology annotation, molecular function: zinc ion binding; DNA binding; DNA-binding transcription factor activity, RNA polymerase II-specific. The coding region runs from base 1 to 948 and encodes 315 amino acids.
AUGGCCACCAGAAUGACCCGAGCAGCACCAGCGUCAACCCAUCGCCAGCGUCCUGGUGCGGCAUGCGAAGAAUGUAGGCGUCGGAAAUUACGCUGCGAUGGACAACAGCCUCACUGCGGCGUGUGCCAGGACGCGGGCAUUGCUUGUGAGAUCACCAAACGUAGUACCCGGGGACCCAAAAAGGGACACUUGAAAGUACUGAAGAAUCGCAUUGCAUAUUUGGAAUCUAUUGUUGCUGGGCAUAACUUGAACCAGGAGGAGCUGCAAGGCGAUUGUCGAAGCACUGGCGAACACACCGUCUUGUCAUCGCCUGUAGAAACGACAAAUAUAUCAUCUCUGGGGGCACCAGUAACCUCUUCGCCACAGAACCCGCGCUCUCAUGAGUUUGCGCUACCUUCAAAAAUCUUACAAAGUGAACUUGACCAACUUUAUCUAGACCGAGUACACCAGUCCAUGCCCAUUCUCCACCAACGACGAUAUCUCGCAUGGUCUAAAUCUAGUGCCAAGACAGACCCUCAGAAGUGCUUGCAAUAUGCAAUCUGGACCCUCGCUUCGCUUCUUUCACCUCAAUUUUAUGAUAUGGUUGAGCCUUUAUAUCAAGAGACUAAGAGGUUACUGGAAUCCUUAAGCCUCGGAGUCAACAACAAUAUCAAUGCUAGCAAGGAGCUUGCUCAGGCAUGGGUUCUAAUUGUUGUUUUCGAGUGCAUGCGAACUUAUCAUCGACAAGCCUGGAUGAGUGUUGGAAGGGCUUUCCGAUUAGUGCAAGCCAUGCGAUAUCAUGAGAUUGAUAGCCCACUUGAGAAAUUUGAAUCUCCCUCCUCUUACUGUAUUGACCACAUCGAGUUGGAAGAGAGACGCCGAAUUUUUUGGAGUGCCUACUUCCUUGAUCAUAUCCUAAGCAUGCGCGACGAUUGGCCCAUUACGUUGAAUGAGCAUGUGGUAAGGUAG